AUGCGCGCGCUACAAAAGAUCACGACUACCCUCCCACGGGCAACCGCCCUACGAGGCAUGGCCACCCGCCCAGCCACUGUCGACACGCUCCGCGCCCACCACAAAACAUCACCCAGCAGCUCUCCCGCCACCCAACCCAUCAACCACCAACCCUCCAACCAAGGCGUCUUCGGCGCCGAGUGGUCCUCACACUUCAACCGCCCAGAAGACCAACACCGCGACCACAACCGCGCGCGGGCCUCCUGCUACAGCACACAAAUCUACCACGGCCAGGCGCGCCCCUCCGACCGACGAGGAAUCCACUCCGUCGGACAGGACCGGGUGUCAGCCCCUUCCGCAGCAGGCGCCGCCCAAACCUCAGGCCCCGUCACGGGCGCAGGCACGGGCGUGCUGGUGUCGGCGCAGAUGUUCGGCACCGAGGUGAAGGGCAACCCGACCGAGAGCGAGGCCGACGUCGCUGCCGACCGCUCCGACGAAGAUCCCCUGCCCCCCGGGCUGCACCAUACCAUCCGGAUGGGCGCGGGGGAUGCGGCGCCGCUGCCGACGGAGAGCGAGGCCGAUGUGGUGGCGGAUCGGGGAGGGCCCGAGGCGGAUCCGUUGCGGGCGGGGGGAAAGGGGAUGGGGCGGGGUUGA
Chaetomium fimeti is the source of this 633-nucleotide messenger RNA. RefSeq lists its product as uncharacterized. The transcript has a single exon. Lineage: Eukaryota; Fungi; Ascomycota; Sordariomycetes; Sordariales; Chaetomiaceae. The record is from RefSeq and is a predicted model, not a curated record. The coding region runs from base 1 to 633 and encodes 210 amino acids.